AUGAAACUCGAUCGUGGCUGCAUAAGUGGUUCUCAGUUGAAAUACUGUAGAAACCGUGUAGUAUGGCUAGACGCGGAUGGCGAAUCCUUCAAGGUUUCAACCCCAGACUCGGAUGAAAUCAUGAAACUUCAGGACAUGCCCAUACAACAAGAGGGCUUAGAACCACAGAGCUCAGAAAUAUUAAUAGAGGAAGACAGGCCGAUGAAGCAGGUCUUGGGGAAGCGCAAGUAUACCGGUGCUGAAGAAGCAGCUCGGUUGAGCCUUGGAUAUUCUAAGAAGUGCGUCGCUUGUGAAGAACAGAUCAGUGGAUUGGCAUUCCGUUUGUCUAUGGAAACAUUGUCACACAGCAUAACUGUCAACAAGACAACAUACUGGAAGCUAAGUAAAUUAUAUUAA
Molecule: messenger RNA, 396 nt
Organism: Sclerotinia borealis F-4128
Lineage: Eukaryota; Fungi; Ascomycota; Leotiomycetes; Helotiales; Sclerotiniaceae
Source: the annotation of a GenBank genome assembly